AUGAUGGUAGCACCACAGCCGCAAAAUUCACAUCAUCGAGAACGCAAUGAUUCCAGUUGCAAAAGUUCAAAUCACACCCAACAGCGACGACAAAGUAUGAAUGCGUUAAUACCUGCAUAUCAUGUCUCAUCAUAUGCUGAUAACUGGCGAUUUCGAGAUCGUGAUAGUUCAUCAAAUGAUCAGCAAAUAGCAGUUGAUGACCGUCGUACGAAAAAUAAUAACGAUAUGCGGGUGGCAGUCUUAGAGCAACGUGUACGAGAAUUAGAAGCUGCAGUCAUUCCAGGUCAAGUACAGUCAAUGCCCUUACCUUCAACUUCCUUCAUCAUUCCUGUCGUAGGUUCCAAAAAUUCAUCACGUAUUCUUCGUUCUGCUUCUGGUCAGUUUAUAGUUUCGGCUGCAACAACGCCAGUAACCCAGCAACUUAUGGCUCAGGAAGUUGUCGAUAAAGAAAUUGAAGUAGAAAGAUUGCAAUCACAAUUACGCAAAUGUUAUUCACGAAUGGAAUUACGCCAAGUACAAUACGACGAAGAAGUGAAUGCAUUUCGUCGUGAAUCUGAAGAAGCUAAAUUGCAAUUAACGAAAGUGAAAGGUCGAUUAAGUGAAUUGGAAAAAGAAUGUAUUGCAUAUCGUGAAAAAGCAAUGGCUGUUGAUGCUAAUCGUAACAGUACUGUUGCAUCAUCCUUAGAAAAGAUCGCUGCGCAGGAGCGAGAAAUUGCAAUGCUAAGAAACGAUUUGGAACGAUAUAUGCAAAUGGUGAAAAAUUCGGAACGAAUAAGGAAGGAAUAUGAAUUUUUGGAGUUACAAAAUGAAGCGUUAAAUGCAAAACUUGAUUCGAAAGAAUCUGUCAUUCGAGAUCUUGAAGAUAAUAUUCGAACAUUGAAAAUGGACAUAUCUCGUAAAAUGGAAAGUGGUUCGGUGACACCUAAAGCGGAUGUUUUACCCUUGUUCGAUGUUGAACCUGCGAAAUUUCUCGGGAAUUCAAAAGAAUCUAAGGUACGGGAAACGAGCGGCGAUCGGUUCUCAUUUUCAUCACCAUCAGUAGCAGGAGUGGUGGAUGGUUUACGAUCAUCAAAAAAAGUCGCAAAAUCGUCAUCUGUAAUAUUAUCCGAUUCGGACACUGAUGAUAAGCUACAACUUUCCGCAUCAACAUCGAAAUUAAUCCGAAUGCAGUUAAAUACAACCUUGGAAUGUCGAUUAUUGGCAAAAUGUUUGAAGGAUGUAGCUUCGAAAGCAAUUAGCGGUGAUGCACCGAGUGUCAGUCGUUUGCUAGGAUGUCGCAGUGAUUCGAUGUCAGAAUCGGAAUCAGAACCGGUAAUGAAUGACACAAGUGCAAUGUCAUCAAAUUGUGCUGAACGACAUAUUAAGAAAAUUACAGAAGAUUUGGAACGAAUUGAGAAAGAUUUAAAUUCAUUGCGUGAAAGUUUCGUGGAAUAUUAUCAGAAGAAAAUUGCGGAUGAACUUAAAGAGGAUGAUUCAUGUCGUAUUCAAUAA
This is a messenger RNA of Cercopithifilaria johnstoni, 1491 nucleotides long. The record is from the annotation of a GenBank genome assembly. Lineage: Eukaryota; Metazoa; Nematoda; Chromadorea; Rhabditida; Onchocercidae.